Molecule: messenger RNA, 3780 nt
Organism: Aethalodelphis obliquidens (Pacific white-sided dolphin)
Lineage: Eukaryota; Metazoa; Chordata; Mammalia; Artiodactyla; Delphinidae
Gene: UBQLN3
Product: ubiquilin 3
Exons: 1
Coding region: 1537-3507 (656 amino acids)
Biological process (GO): ubiquitin-dependent protein catabolic process
Cellular component (GO): cytosol
Molecular function (GO): polyubiquitin modification-dependent protein binding
Source: RefSeq, a predicted model, not a curated record
CUUCCUGGACCGGGGCACGAACCCGUGUCCCCUGCAUCAACAGGCGGACUCGCAACCACUGCGCCACCAGGGAAGCCCCCUAUGCAUUUACUUUUAAACCCACACCAAUUAGGUUUUCUGUCCUCACCACUUUUCCAAAUUGGCCUCAUCGUGGCCCUCAAUCUAACCUGUCUCUCUUGUUCAAAUCCAGUGAUCAGUUCUCCGUCCUCAUCUUACUGACCUACCAGGAUCACUUGACAUAGUUGGUUACUCUCUCCUUUUUUUGAAACUGUUCUUCUUCAUUUGGCUUCUUUCUCUCUCUAACUUCUUUUUCUGACUUAAUGUUUUAUUUCUUCUCAAUUUCCUUUGCUGAAUUCAUCUAAUCCUCCAGACUUCUAAAUAUUGUACUAUCCAUGACUCAGUUUUUUCUUACCUCUAUCCUUUUACUAUGAUCACUAAUUGCACAAUUCUAAAUACUCUGUUGAUGCUGAUGAACUCUAGACUCAAUGUUGAACUACCUUCCUACACUUUUAUUUGGAUGUGAAAUAGACAUCUUAAAUAUAUGUAAAACUGAACUCAAUUUUCCAUUUAACAACCUUAUUUCCUGGUCAUUUUUUUACCUCAACAAAUAGCCAACCCAUUCUUUGAAUUUUUCUGGGGGAUAAUAAUAAUGGGAAAAAAAAUAAAAAGUUUAUUUCAUCCUGAACCUCUCUUUCAUACUCUAGAUCCUACCCAUUAGAAAGUCAAUAUGUUGAAAUAUAAAUAAAGAAUUCUUGGCUAAUGUUGAAUCGGAGAGGAAACAGGAACAUAUGAUGCCAGGAAGUGGCUCAACUGGCAGGUAGCUGAAUUUGGGUUUUCAUGGGCACACAAGGGAUUAAGGAGCUUUUCUUAAUUGUCCAAUCCCAGUCUGAGUCUCCACAUACCACAAAACAGCUGUGUGAAAGCAAAACUCUUGGCUUGAGAAGGAAGUGUCAGCCCAGGCCCCUCACUAUGAAGAAGGCAAUUGAGACAAAGGAAAUAGAAGAGUUGAAGGGUUGGGGGAGAUGAAGCCCCCAGGGAUUCAGAACACCUUGGAGAAGUCUCAAAAGUCCAUUGUAUGAGGCUGUGAUGUCAGUGCUGAGGUCACAGAGGAGACCUGAUGGAGUGAGUUCUGGCUUAGAAGGCUUCCGUGGUGGCUGUUCAGCAAGAUGAGGGCAGUUUUGAGCCUUGUAUAAGAGGAAGGACGGGGCCACAGCUGAUUGGUAUGUUUCCCCAAACUGGGCCCUUCAUGCUGCCCUUGCCCCUUCACUCAUCAACUGUAGACCUCUUUCCCAGGGCCUCAGGUUUCCCUCCCAUGACCCCCGACAUCUCUCAAACCCAAAAUCCUCCCAAAGCAUCCUAUCCCAGGGACCUCAUAACCCUUUCCAUGUGGACCCUGCAGUCCCCCCACCCUGAGAUCCCAGAUCCUCUUCCUGUUCACCUUUCCUACUUUCACCACUGCCCAAAAGGCUGAUCUCGGUCUCCCAUCCCCAUCCCCCUAGCUGUGUUCCCACAGACCUGGGCCUCCUGCUGCCCACCAUGGCCAAAAGUGGAGAGGCCCUGCCGCAGGGCAGCCCGGUGCUGGUCCAGGAUCCUCACCUCAUCAAGGUGACAGUGAAGACGCCCAAGGACAAGGAGGAUUUCUCAGUUACAGACACUUGCACCAUCCAGCAGCUGAAGGAAGAGAUAGCCCAGCGCUUUAAGGCCCACCCUGAUCAGCUGAUCCUAAUAUUUGCUGGCAAAAUCCUCAAGGACCCUGACUCACUGGCACAGUGUGGGGUCCGAGAUGGCCUCACUGUCCACCUGGUCAUCAAGAUGCAGCGCCGUACUGUGGGCACUGAGUGCCCAGCUGCUUCGGUCCCUAUCCCAGCCCCAAGCCUUGGAUCACUCCCUCAGCCAAGCUCCAUUUACCCAGCAGACAGGCUACCCACCUUUAGCUUAGGUGUCCUCACAGGCCUCAAUGGGCUAGGCCUGACCUCCGGUAGUUUCCCCGACCCGCCAAGCUCACUGAUGUGGCAGGAUAUGUCUGUGCCUGAGUUUGUGGCUCAGAUCAUUGAUGACGCCUUCAUCCAGGGUCUGCUGUCCAACACAGGCCUGGUGCGCCAGCUGGUUCUUGACAACCCCCACAUGCAGCAGCUGAUCCAGCACAACCCUGAGAUUGGGCACAUUCUCAACAACCCUGAAAUCAUGCGGCAGACAAUGGAGUUUCUGUGCAAACCUGCCAUGAUGCAAGAGAUGAUGCGUAGCCAGGACCGGGCACUCAGAAACCUGGAGAGCAUCCCUGGUGGCUACAAUGUGCUCCGUACCAUGUAUACAGAUAUCAUGCACCCAAUGCUUAAUGCAGUGCAGGAGCAGUUUGGUGGCAAUCCCUUUGCUACCACCACUACUGCUAAUGCUACCACCAGUAGCUGCCAACCUUCAAGGAUGGAGAACUGUGACCCUCUCCCCAACCCCUGGGCUUCCACGUUUGCAGGCUCAGCUGGUAGGAGAGGCAGGAGGCCUGGGGACCAGGAUGUAUCCGAACUUAGAAACAGUGUUUGCAAUAUUCUAGGUAAUAUGAGGCUCUAUGACUAUCUCCAGCAAUUACAUGAGAGGCCCCUGUCCCUGAGAACCUAUCUGCAGGGGAUUGCAUCUACCCUCAGCCCAAGCCAAGAACCACUAUCACCACCAGGAAGCCAAGUUCCCCCAACUUCACCCUCAUCCCAGGAACUUGAGUCAGGCCGGCCUCUCCCCAGGGAGUCAGUAGCAAUCAAGGGGAAGCCCUCCUGCCCCGCAUUCUUGAGAUAUCCCACAGAGAGCAGUGCUAGAAAAGCUGGAAGCCGAGAUGGUGCAGGGAAUGGCUCCACUGCCCACAGCACCAACAUGCCUGAUCUUGUCUCCAGGCUGGAGUGUGCUGCCAACAACGCCCCAUUUGUUCCUUCCCCACCCUCGCCCACGGCAGUUACUGCUGGAACCCCUGAGCAUGUCUGGCUGCCGCCACCAGCUUACCCAAGAUCUCUGAGGCCAGCCAGAAUGAAUGAGGCCCCACAGUUGCAGGACGAAAUGCGCUGGCAGCUGCCACUGCUGCUGCACCUUCAGGCAGCCAUGGCAAACCCUCGUGCCAUGCAUGCCUUGCUGCAGAUUGAGCAGGGUCUGCAGAUCCUGGCUACUGAAGCCCCUCGCCUCCUCCUUUUGUUCAUGCCUUGCCUAGCAGGGCUGGGAAGUACGGCAGGAAGUACAGAGCCUCGAGAGGGUGCCCUUAUGCCUGCGGAUCCUCCCCUAGCCCCAGGUCCUGAAGUUCCCUCAGCACAAGGCUCUGUGGAGCUGGGCCUCCAUUCCAUGCCCUUCCUCCAGAUGUUGCAAGCCCUAGCUGGCGCCAAUCCCCUGCAGCUGCAGCCCGAGACUCACUUCCGGGUGCAGCUAGAGCAAUUGCGGGCCAUGGGCUUUCUGAAUCCUGAAGCCAAUCUGCAGGCCCUCAUUGCCACCGGAGGUGAUGUAGAUGCUGCUGUGAAGAAGCUGAGACAGCUGUAGGAGCCCUAGUUGUUCAGACCGUAUCUUUUCCUCUGUGCUUUUCCCCCCAUAUCCCCUACCUUAACACCCCCAUUCUUGAAUGCAGCUGCACUAUGAUGCUCUUUACUGUGGAGACAAUGUUGUUCCAGAGUCAUUGGGAAGAAUGAGAGCCAGGACAGGGUAGGGGUGCUGCGAGUGACCCAGCCAUCCCUGCCACUGUACCAUCGUGGGACCCCAGUCUGAGCUCUGCUAAUGCCUAUCUUGAGAUGCAAUUACAUCCAAUCUUCCGUGUCA